Molecule: messenger RNA, 1453 nt
Organism: Drosophila willistoni
Lineage: Eukaryota; Metazoa; Arthropoda; Insecta; Diptera; Drosophilidae
Exons: 5
Coding region: 932-1453 (173 amino acids)
Source: RefSeq, a predicted model, not a curated record
GCCUUCUUCAAACAUUCAGCUACUGCCUCCAGAUGCUUCAUGUGCUCUUCAAAUGUGCGGGAUAUAAUCAGAAGAUCAUCCAGAUAUACGUGUACGUGGCUUCUCAAGCCUUGGGGGAUGACCAUAUCCAUGAGUCGGAACAAGCGCUGCGCCGCAUUGCAAAGCCCGAAAGGCAUUCUGCGGAACUGAUACAGCGGGCGUCCCGGGAUGGUAAACGCCGUGUAUUUCCGACUUUCCACCUCCAACUCUACCUGCCAGAACGCGUGCCUUAGGUCAACACUACUAAUGAAGAUCGUAUCCUCCACCCGGCUCAGAAUGGACUCAAUAUUUUGCAACGGGUUUCUGCACCAAUGUUACCCUAUUGUUCCACGGGCUUUCGCUCAGUUCGAUCACUCCCAAUUUGAGCAUUUCGUCGACCUCUUGGAACAACAACUUCUGCUUUUGUGGUGAUACUGGAUAGAAUCUCUCUUUCACUGGCACUGUAUCCAGCAGUUGGAUCGUGUGCUCUUCUAAUGUGGUACGUCCGAGUCCGCCUGAAACUUCUCACAGACUUCUGCCAGGACCUCUUGUUGCGUCUCGUUGAGGACAUGUGGUUCCACCGGCUCCUUUUUGGAAUUAAACUCCUCAUCCUCAAUGGACAACUCCUCUACUCCCAAGAGAUCAGGUGCGAGCUCGAAUUUGCGGCAGAAAUCUAUGCCUUUGACGCAGUGACGGGCACAGUUUAUUCACCAGCUCUUCACAUCCGUCGCCCAGGAAACUCACUGAAGCUCCCGUGUCUAGCAGACCUUCUACGUGAAACUAUUGCAUCUUUACCGUAGCGAAUGCCUGAUUCUCCUUUUGCCUUGGCACUGCUUCUAAGGCCGAACAAACCUCUUGGCGUUUUGUUCUUCGUUGUCUGUACCGCUCUCUCACACGCUUGACUCGGUUAGAUAUGGCCUUUUUCCUAUUGGUUCCUUCUACCAAUCCAAAUGGGUUCCGUUUUUCACUAAAUUGCUGGUCAUGGUCCGAGGAGUUGCUUUCUAAGCGUGAUCGGAGGCUAAACAUCGCUUGGAGGUAUUCAUCCACGCUUUCUCCUGUCCUUUGUCGCCUCUCUCUCAACUCACGUUCCCGCUCAAAGUUUGAUCGUUGCGUCUGGAAUCUCUGCUGCAGUGCGUGCUUCAUAUUUGGCCAAUCUGCUGGUCCUGCCGAGCGUACGUGCAUCCAGUACCAGUCCUUGGCCUGCCCUUCUACCAAGCAGUGGAAAUCUUGCAGUACUUCGCCCCAACUUACUUGGUACACCGUCUACCCCAUCUUCUCGGAUGUACCAUUUCGGGACGCUGUUCCGUUGUUAUUGGCACUCAAGAUUGUUGCCUCGUAUCUUCAGGCCAAUGCCAGGAAGAUUUUUAUGGUGGACGACUUUCCAGAUUCUCACGUUGCUGUCGCUCCAAUACUCGUUGGUCUAUGGCUUCUGUAG